This is a messenger RNA of Lathyrus oleraceus (garden pea), 1366 nucleotides long. RefSeq names its product plant intracellular Ras-group-related LRR protein 6. Gene Ontology annotation, cellular component: cytoplasm. The transcript has 3 exons. The record is from RefSeq and is a predicted model, not a curated record. Gene Ontology annotation, molecular function: protein binding. The coding region runs from base 169 to 1233 and encodes 354 amino acids. NCBI's taxonomy places the organism in Eukaryota, Viridiplantae, Streptophyta, Magnoliopsida, Fabales, Fabaceae.
CGGUUCUCGUACUUCCAUCACACGUCACUCAUCUCCCAACUCUCAAUCCUCAUCCGUACAUUCAUCGUUUACUUUUUCCUUUUUCAUCAUCUUCAUCUUUCUCUAUAUAUUUUCAACAUUUUCUUCUUUCUCUUUCACCAUAGUUCUUCUCUUCUCAACUAAGAAAAAAUGUAUGAAUUGCAACAGUUUGAGUUUCUUCACCAAGAUCAUCAAAUUACGAUGAAGAUGGAUGAUAUGAGAAGAAAGAAGAAGAAGGAGACAAAAAAAGCAUCUACGAAAGAAGAUAGGGCUCGUGUUGUUGACUUGAAUGGCAUGUCUUUGGACUCCCUUCCAAAAUUUUCCAUUGAUUUAGCUUUCAUUCGCAAUCUCAACUUGUCUAACAACAAUCUUCAGAACAUUCCAGAGUCGUUAACGGCGAGAUUACUGAAUUUGGAGAAGUUAGACGUGCACUCCAACCAGCUCAGAUCUCUUCCAAACUCCAUUGGUUGUCUCUCUAAGCUUCAAGUUUUGAAUGUUUCUGGAAACUUCAUCCAAUCUCUCCCUGCAACCAUUGAAAAUUGCAGAGCCUUAGAAGAAUUGAAUAUCAACUUCAACAUUCUGAGCAAGCUUCCAGACACAAUAGGCUUUGAGCUUAUAAAACUCAAGAAGCUUUCUGUCAACUCCAACAAGCUCGUCUUUCUUCCUAGCUCCACCUCUCACCUAAUGGCUCUUACCGUUCUCGACGUACGUUUGAACUGUCUCAGAAGUCUCCCGGACAACCUUGAGAACCUCAUCAAUCUUGAGACCCUGAAUGUUAGCCAGAAUUUUCGGUAUUUGGAGUCAUUGCCAUACUCUAUAGGACUCCUCUUGUCUCUGGUCGAACUAGACGUCAGCUACAACAAUAUCAAAACAUUGCCUGAUUCCAUUGGUUGCCUCCAGAAGCUUCAAAAGCUAAGUGUGGAAGGGAACCCGCUUGUUUCGCCUCCGCCGGAGGUGGUGGAGCAGGGUCUGCAUGUGGUGAAGGAGUAUAUGUGCCAUAAAAUGAACUCCGGCGAUAAAACGCCAACCAAGAAGAGAUGGUGGAAGGUUAAAUUAGGGACGUUUAACGGACACAUGAGAAGUGGGAAACAACUGAAACAUGAGGCUUUCAGCCCGCUUCAGUAUCAACCGAUGAAUGGCCUUGCGUCACCAGGCUUCAUGUGGAAGUUGUCGCCUCUUCGCCUUUUCUCACCCCGUCGUCGUUCCUUAAGUUAAGAUGCCACAAAAGGUUUUUGUAAAAUAUCUGCUAAAAUCAUUGCCUUUUAGUUUUAAUAGCUUUGUUAAUUUUGAAUGCCGACAAUCAGGAUAUGACUGCUAUGAAUGAGAAGAAUAAUUGUUGGAUAGUAUA